This is a messenger RNA of Schistocerca americana (American grasshopper), 1266 nucleotides long. RefSeq names its product inactive ubiquitin carboxyl-terminal hydrolase MINDY-4B. Gene Ontology annotation, molecular function: cysteine-type deubiquitinase activity; K48-linked deubiquitinase activity. The record is from RefSeq and is a predicted model, not a curated record. Lineage: Eukaryota; Metazoa; Arthropoda; Insecta; Orthoptera; Acrididae. Gene Ontology annotation, biological process: protein K48-linked deubiquitination. The transcript has 9 exons. Bases 1 to 1266 code for a protein of 421 amino acids.
AUGUUCCAGCAGCCGCUGGACAUGCAGCCGCCGCAUCCGCCGCCGCCAGUGCCGCCGGUUCCCGCGCGGCGGCCUCUGCUGAAGACAGCGCCCAGGCUGGGCGCCGUGGCCAGAGCGGUCACCGCCGCCAACAGUACGUCGCGAUCCGUCGGGGAGAGGGUGAUGUACGCCCGCAAGCAGCGGCUGGUGCUGCAGAAGAACCCCGUCACCGGCGGCACGCCCAUCACGCCGGAGGAGGCAGUGACGCUGCGGCAGGUGACGUUCGGGUCUGCGCUGGUGCCGCCGCGCACCGACUGGCUGCGCUCGGGGCUGGUGUUCCGCGAGCCGGAGCAGCCGCUCGGCUUCGGGCUGGUGGCGGCCCGCAGCACCACGGGCGGGCUGCUCAGCGUGGUGCAGGCGCAGGUCAUCAAGCACCUGCUGUUCGACAGCGCGCCCAGGGACGCGCAGCGCAAAGUCGACGAGCUGCUUCGACCCACACUGAUGCAGCAGCAGGAGGCCCUAAUUCAUGCUAUCAGCAUAAUUUUGUGGCGUGCUGGAGAGAAGACAUGCAGCCGAGUUUGCUUACCACAAGAUCUUCCCAUUGUUGCAGCAUCACAGAACUUCUUGCCUGAUGGAGUAACUGAAAAGCUGCACCUGUAUGAAUUUACCACCUUAGAGGAUCUACAGAUCUUCAUCAAACGCUAUAGUUACAUGUUUCAGGAAGAGACAGGACCAGGAAUGAUGCUUCUGCUGUACAGUGCUGUGCUCUCUCGUGGACCAAGCAAGGUGAUGAAAGAUCUAGACAAUGACAAAGCUUUCCUAAUGGGAGCAGCAGAAGAGGGUUCUCACUGUGUUAUUAUGCUUCUACUCACUGGCCGAGCCACGCCUUAUCUUCACAAUGGGGUCAUUUAUGUAGGAGAUGAAGACCAUUAUGCAUUACCACAAUUUGGAGUGCUGGCUCGGACAGAAGUAGGUCUUCUUUGGGAUGAAGCUACAGGGAGUGAUGACGAAUCUAGAAAACCUGGUUCUCGGCUAAAGACACCAUCUCUUCCUGUAUGGGUCAUUAGAUGUGCAGGUCAUUAUGGUGUUAUUUUCAGUACCAACCGCGAACUGCUACGCAACUACCAUGCAGAGAGAAGGUUUGAAUUACAGUAUUAUACUUGUGAAGGUGGUUACUGCCAAAUGACAGUUGACACACGCUAUGAGGAAGAUCAGAACAGCUCUAAGGAAACAAACAGAGAAAAUUCUGUAAUACCACAAUUAGAAAAAGUAAUACAUACAAAGUAA